This is a messenger RNA of Thamnophis sirtalis, 840 nucleotides long. Lineage: Eukaryota; Metazoa; Chordata; Lepidosauria; Squamata; Natricidae. The record is from RefSeq and is a predicted model, not a curated record.
CUCCCUGGACUUGGCGAGGACCUGCCUGAUUCAUGAGAACUCCACUGGCACCUCAGUUGAGACCAUGGCAGCAGAGGUGCCCAUGGACACAGCCUUCCCAAUGCCUGCCACCCCAUAUCAUGUAAACAAAGUGACCUAUCGUCCAACAACAGAAAAGCCUGGCUAUAAAAGCAAGGAGCAGGUCACAUAUAACAAGGCUGGGGUGCCAUCCAGCAAAGGACUUUCCUCAAGGACCUCCAGUGCAAAUUCUUGGGAGAGCUCCAAGAAUCUGGAAGGGGAUAAAACAAGAGACGAAUUCCUCUGCCCAACACCUCCUUCUACACAGCACUUCCCAGCAAAAAGCCACAAUAAACACAACCACAAUCCCAAAACUCCUGCUGGCCAAUAUAUUCACCACGAAUCACCUAAAAUAUGUGCUGAAAGAAAGGGGAGCUUCGACAGCAAGAUUUCUCUUGAAAAUCACCCAAAGGGAAGGGCUGCAAGGUCCCAAGAACAUGCCAAGUCUGUCCAAGAAAAAGAAGAAUCCAUCAGUUUUAAUUCAGAUGACUCAACUGGCAAGUUACAUCAAUCUGUACGAACUGAGUUGCUCAGCUCCCCCACAAAAAAUAUAAAGUGCAGCUAUGAAGACACUGAAGAAGUCAAGACUGUUUUGAAUGCCAAAGACUCCUUGGCUUCAGGUAUACAAAAUGUUAAAGUGGAAGGGAAGUGCCUUCAGGAAAAGAAAAACAGUCGGAUCCCUGCCAAUAUCAAAGCCAAAUAUGGCACCACAGUAGUGGAGAAGCUGAUAUCAGAGGAACAGGCACGGCGUGCUCUUUGCGAAGCUGGACUGAUCCAAGGACA